This is a messenger RNA of Pseudozyma flocculosa PF-1, 642 nucleotides long. RefSeq lists its product as uncharacterized. The transcript has 2 exons. Bases 1 to 642 code for a protein of 213 amino acids. Lineage: Eukaryota; Fungi; Basidiomycota; Ustilaginomycetes; Ustilaginales; Ustilaginaceae. The record is from RefSeq and is a predicted model, not a curated record.
AUGUCUUUGACUCAGUACGCCACCUUCAGCUCCGACGGCGAGACCGUCAGGCUGUUGCCCUCGGCCUACCUCAAGGCCAAGGCCACUUCAGACCACACGGUACGGGUCCUCAGGAGCAAGAAAGUCCGCGACCACCUCGAAGCGGCCGUGGUGUACCCGGACGGCACGCAAAGCGACGUCUUCUUCCUGACCGACGUGCUUGUCGACUUCGUCCCCGGCGACUCGGAAACGGCGGCCUGGACGCGCGGGGACCUGCCGUUCAUUUGCGAUCAGGAUCCUUGCUGCGACGGCCUGUGCGUCGGCGCCUCGGAUUAUACGGUCGCGCUCGAGGACGGCAGCAUCAGCGCAAGGCCGGACCUCGAACGUGUCGUCCAGACACUUCGACAUGCGGUGCUCUGCGACGUCGGUCUGCGCGUCGGCGUGGAGCUUGACCAUGUCGAUGGAGCCGUCAAGCACAUGGUCGUCGAGAUGGUCAGCGUGCAUCUGCGCGAUCUGGCCGGUACCUCGGCGCCCCGCACCGUCAAGCGUGCCGAGGCUCCGGCUCCGAGCAAGGUGGUCAGCAACAGACUGCUGGCUGCGCUCCAGCAGCACGGUCUGACUCCGGACGAGGCGCGCGAGAAGGUCGACAUGGACAGGGCAUGA